AUGGCUGAUGAAAAGUCAACCGCCAUUAUUGUACUUACAUCUGACAUAUCACCCCCUACUAGGCUAUCAACUGUCUCUAUGUGUGAGGACGUGUCGACACUGAUAGUCAACACGACCCACCUUUUUAUUGACGAAGCAGGCCAAACCCCAACCAGUCAAAUAAUCCAUAUCUUAACCUAUGCAACAAAAUUAGAGAAAAUUUUUGUCACCGGGGAUCAAAAACAACUGGGUGUUUAUAAAGAGGACAUCCCAAAAUACCUCCACAAAUAUGGCUUCAACUCCAUAUUAAACCAUGCACUCUCAAUACCCUCAAUCCCAGUCAUUAAACUCACUAAAUCAUAUAGAAGUCACCCAGCUUUAACAAAUAUAGUAGCCGAAACUUUUUACGAUUUAGACCUAGAACCCGGGGUAUCAGAAAAUCAAAGAGCCGAAGCACUCACAUUCCCCUUCCCAGUAAGUAAUAUACCUCUCCUCUUAGUACACACACCCGAAAAAGAUGAGAGAGAUAAUCACUCAUUCUCCCGCUUCAAUACCUCACAAACACAAAUAGCUAAAUUAAUAACCGAAAAAUUCCUAGAAACCACCAAUUUACCAAUUGUGAUUCUGUUUGUAUAA
Molecule: messenger RNA, 615 nt
Organism: Meloidogyne enterolobii
Lineage: Eukaryota; Metazoa; Nematoda; Chromadorea; Rhabditida; Meloidogynidae
Source: the annotation of a GenBank genome assembly